Messenger RNA from Rasamsonia emersonii CBS 393.64, 657 nucleotides. Its product is annotated as WW domain protein. Gene Ontology annotation, molecular function: protein binding. The transcript is spliced from 2 exons. Lineage: Eukaryota; Fungi; Ascomycota; Eurotiomycetes; Eurotiales; Trichocomaceae. The annotation marks the transcript as partial. The record is from RefSeq and is a predicted model, not a curated record.
AUGUCGUUUGCCCCUCCUCCCGGCCCACCUCCUCCGCCGGUCCCUCCCGGCUGGAAGGCGCAAUUUGAUGAUCGCUACAAACAAUGGUUCUUUGUAAACCUCAAGACGGGUGUCUCACAAUGGGAACCUCCGGAUGCGCCAGCUACCGAUUCUGCUGCCCCGCCUAGCGAACCUCCGCCAUCGUACGAUCAGUCUGGUCCAGCAAACCCUGAUGCAGUAGCUGCUGCGGGCGACAAGAAGUCGAAUCUGGGCUCGAACAAUCCGUACAAGCAGCCGUCCGAGAGUGCGACGGGCAGCGGCGGCCCUAGUCACAGUAUCGAGGACGAUGCACGGCUGGCGGCACAAUUACAAGCAGAGGAAGACGCUCGUGCUGCUGCUCAGAGAAAAAGCCCUGCCCCUGGAGGCGCAAGUGCCGAAUAUUACAACCAAGCGCCUCCGCCAUCAUCGACGCAGCCUGGUGGAUAUCCCCCGCAUCCUCCGCCGUCGGAUGACCAGCAGCAGCAGCGGUCAAGUGGCAGCAAGGGCUUCCUAGGGAAGCUGCUCGGCAAAUCCUCGUGGAAUAAGCACAGCGGACACCCUCCUCCCCAGCAAAGCAACUAUCCGCCUCCUCAUCCAGGAUAUGGAUACCCUCCUCCGCAAAACAAUUACCCUCCCCCA